This is a messenger RNA of Chelmon rostratus (copperband butterflyfish), 2869 nucleotides long. RefSeq names its product CD82 molecule b (gene cd82b). The coding region runs from base 133 to 903 and encodes 256 amino acids. The record is from RefSeq and is a predicted model, not a curated record. The transcript is spliced from 9 exons. Lineage: Eukaryota; Metazoa; Chordata; Actinopteri; Chaetodontiformes; Chaetodontidae. Gene Ontology annotation, cellular component: membrane.
CACACACACACACGGUUCACGUUUCACGUUUCUCACCGCUGACGGUUUAGUCACACAGCGAGCAGGACAGAAGACGGUCGACCCCUCAGACGAGUGUUACCACCUUUGGAGAACAAGUCAAAAGGCGCAGCCAUGGGGAAAGGAUGCAUCACAGUCACCAAGUACUUUCUAUUCCUUUUCAACCUCCUCUUCUUUAUUUUCGGAGCAUUGAUCAUGGGCUUUGGCCUGUGGGUCCUCUUUGAUAACCAGAGCUUCAUUGCUGUUCUGCAGGAAUCAUCAGACACAGUGAAAGUGGCUUCCUACAUCCUCAUCGGAGUGGGCUCCUUGUCAAUGGCCAUGGGCUUCUUUGGCUGCAUAGGAGCCAUCUACGAGAUUCGUUGUCUGCUGGGUCUGUACUUCACCUGCCUCCUACUCAUCCUUAUCGCCCAGGUCACCGCUGGAGUUCUCAUUUACUUCCAAAGAGAUCGGUUGAAAUAUGAGAUGUCCAAUAUCAUAAAGGGCAUGAUAAUCAACUACACUGGCCAGAACAGGACCACAGAGCACACCUGGGACUACAUUCAGAGGACGAUGAAGUGCUGUGGAUGGACUGGUCCGGGCAACUGGUCUGAGAACACUGCGAUCAAGAACAGCUCCCAGUACCUCUACUCAUGUUCCUGUCGCAACGAGUCCGUGCCUGGCACGGACAUCAAGGACGGCGGCCUGUGUGAGCACCUCUCCACAGAGCUACCCGUCUACGAAACGGGUUGUAUAACCAGCGUGGAGAAAUGGCUCCUGGAAAACUGUGGCGUUAUUCUGGGAAUCUGUGUCGGUGUGGCAGUCAUUGAGCUCCUUGGGAUGAUCCUCUCCAUGUGUCUGUGCAAGAGUGUCGUCCAGGAGGAUUAUACCAAAGUACCGAAGUACUGAGCUGAAGACAGAUCCAGCUUCACACCACACACAGAUGGACGGACUCCUCUCCUCGCUCUCUCUCUGUCUCUCUCUCUCUCUCUCUCUCUCUCUCUCCUUGUCUCACGUUCUUAUGAACACAUGCACACACAAAUUAAGACAGCUGUCUCCACCAUUUCAGCUUUGCCUGCCUUAACAGCUGUGCAAAUUUCUCACGCCCCAUAUGUCCCGCACACACAUAAACACACACACACACCUCAAUCAAGCUUGACAUGCUUGUCGGCCCACAAGUCCACAAGUUACCAUUGUUGUCUUAGGAUUUUUUUUUAAGUGUUUUUUUUUUUUUAAAGCAGACAUUUCUGAUGUUUCUGAUUUUUUUGGUGGAUGCCUGGGACUUUUUGCGGUGUGAUACUAUGCAAAUGUUCAUUUAUGUGUUGUUUUGUUUUCCUCGGUUGACCUCAAAGAAGCGCUUAACACAGUAGUAGAGAGAGCACUUUAGUGACAUUUGGUGAGCCGAGAGCAUCUCCUGACUCUGGGCGAUGGAGAUGAGAGUGAGACGGGAGGGUGUGGGUGGCUGCGUGGUAGACGCUCUCAAGGAUUAAUGCCACUCUGUGAUCCUGCAGCUGGUAUUUUUGGUGCAGAGGGUGGAGGAGAGGCCCAGGGCAGGGCUGCUGUGGUGGAGGUUCUGGCUUUUUUCAUCAGCUUCUUGUACCCAGCAGCCCUGAUAUUAACCUCCGUUUACACCCACUGCCACCGCUGCCUCCUCCCUCCUGCCGUCCAUCUGUUCUGCGUCUUUAAGUCACGUCUUUGUCCUCCACUCGGGUGUGUCUGAUUGGUAACCAGUAGCUUUCCAAAAUGACUAGUUUUGCAUUAAGUAAGUGUGUGUAUGAUGUGCUGAGUGAGUAUUUUAUUUCUUUUUGUUCUUUUUUUUAUAAUCUCAUGUCAUCUCUGUUUUUUUUACGUCUGUACAUAUGACUUUGGUAAGGGAUUAUGGCACUUUAGUGCUUGGUCAGCGUUUUAUAUGGGAAAGCUGUCACCCACAUACUCUUGUUUUAAGAGUCCUAUUGUUCUUCGUUUCCUGUCUAUUGUUUAAGAUGUACAGAAUGUGGCUGCCACAGCAGCUUGUCAGCUGAAUCAGAUAGAUCGGAACCCUUUAGAGUGACUGUGUCUUGAAGCUAGAUUUUCGUUAGCACAGCACGAGUUUGUGAACAGACCACUUACCAUAAUUGUGCUCGCACAUCUUUAUUAAAGCUCCUCACGCCUGCCUUCAUUUUGAGAAAUCUAGUUUUUUACCAUCAUAGCAAUAACAUAUGAAAACAACAGCUGUGUGACCACAACGUAUUUUCCUUUCCCUGCAGGAUUGUUUGUUUUCCCAGAAUAUAUAGAUAUUGCCUGGUUCAUAUUACAGUAUAUCUGUAACGAGCAGAGAAAAAUGUUGGAAGCUGGCAUUGAUUGCAUAUUUUCAAAGGCCGUCGAGAUCAGGAAGUGGCUGUUCAUCAACUCGUGCUACCUUUUUCUAUAAAUGUUUUUAGAAAGAUGUAGCUUUGAGUUUCCUCAUUCCACUUAUCCAUCUCGUCAUCUCAGUCCUUCAUCUUGACUUCAAACACUAUUAUGGCUGAAUUUAUGGUUAAUUGAGUUGAUAGAUUGCACUUUUAUGUGGAAGGUAGUUUUUCAUGUCUUCUGACAUGAGUCAUUUCAAGUCAUUUUCAUCAUGCUGCAAUUCCACAAGAGGGAGGAAACUGGUCAUAAAAAAGGAAAACAGUCAUCUAUCAGAAUUUUUUUGUGACCUGCCAAAUUGAAAGAUUAAUUUAACUUAAUGUAAGAUGAAGGCUUUUUACUGUGUGUAUAAGAUAUUUUUACUCUUUUGCAAAAAAUGGUGUUAAGUAGAAAAAAAUAUUUGUCGACCUGUAUGCCAUGUUUAAAAACAAAUGUUUCUUUUUAUUAUUGAGAAGUAUAAAUAAACCUGAACCUGCUAGGAUCUGUUGAA